AUGAUAGACGGUAACCAACAAGCACCAAAUGCUCCAUUCCGGUCACUUUCUACAAGUUCUAAUAUUUCUUUAAAUUCUUCUUCAACAUCUAUUACAAGAGUUCCUCUGGGACCUAUACAGACAUUAAAUGUUAAUUUUAAUCGUCAAUCAACUCCACAGGAUCAUUUAUACUUUAAAGCUGAAUCUUUAAAACAACGAAUUAGUAAGAUUCAAGGAAUGGAUUAUUUCCUUAGAAAAGCUUAUAAUGUAGCUGAAGGUUUAGCUGAACAACAAGCUUUAGCACUUUCUCAACAAAUUCAACAAGAUAAUAAUGGAUUUAGAAGUUCAAUAGAUUCUUCUAAUUCUGAUAAUUCUACAUCUUCAAAACUGCAAUUAAAUAAUAUUCAUACAUUUACUGCUGGUAUUUUACCUGCAAAUAUAAGUGUUGAUCCUGCAACAUUAUUAUGGAGUUUAUUUCAACAAGGAGCUCCAUUAUGUCUUAUAUUAAAUUAUGUUAUUCCAAGUUAUGAAGUACCUGUAUUACAAAGUGAUGAUUUAAGAAUGUGUAAAAAAUCAGUUUAUGAUUUUUUAAUUGCUGUUAAAAGUAAAUUAAAAUUUGAUGAUGAAUUUAUGUUUACAAUUUCUAAUGUAUUUCUGGAUAGUACAAAUGAUUUAUUAACUAUUAUUCGAGUUGUUAAUAAAGUAUUAGAUAGUAAAGAAGAAGCUAGAUUUGAAAUUGAUAAAGAUUCUCCUCAACCUCCAAUUGGAGAAGUUAUUAUAACUGAUGAUAGAUCUAAAGUAGUUAAAGAACUUAUUGAAACUGAAAGAAAGUAUCUUCAAGAUUUAGAAUUACUUUCAAAAUAUCAAAAGGAAUUAUUAGAGGCAGAAAUUUUACCUAAUGAACAAAUUCAUUCAAUUUUCCCUAAUUUAACUGAAAUUAUUGAUUUUCAAAGAAGAUUCCUUAUGGGAUUAGAAUGUAAUAUAAAUGUACCAUAUAAAUAUCAAAGAAUUGGAUCUGUAUUUAUUCAUGCUUCUAAAGGUCCAUUUAAAGUAUAUGAACCUUGGACAGUUGGUCAAUUAAAUGCUUUAGAUAUAAUUAAUAAAGAAGCAGUUAAUUUAAAAAAAUCUUCAACUUUAUUAGAUCCAGGAUUUGAAUUACAAUCAUAUGUAAUUAAACCAAUUCAAAGAUUAUGUAAAUAUCCAUUAUUAUUAAAAGAAUUAAUUAAAAAUGCUCCAGAAUCUAUUGAUUCAAAUAUUCCAACAUCAGCAGUUUAUAAUGAAUUAGUUAUGGCAAGAAGUGCUAUGACAGAUGUAGCUAAUCAAGUUAAUGAAGCUCAAAGAAGAUCAGAAAAUGUAGAAUAUGUUCUGCAAUUAUAUGAUCGAGUUAGUAAUUGGAGAGGAUUUAAUUUAAAAGAUCAAGGAGAAUUAUUACAUCAUGGAACAGUUGGAGUUAAAGAUGCUGAACUUGAAAAGGAAUAUGUUGCUUAUUUAUUUGAAAGAAUUAUAUUUUUCUUUGUAGAACUUCCUUUACCUGAAGUACCUAGAAAGAAAAUAUUAUCAUCUAGAAAGAAAUCGACUAGUAGUAGUGCAUCUGUUUCAACGGCUAAUUUAUUAGAAAGUCUUACAAGUGCCAAAAAUGAUAAAUUAACUCAAUUAGAAUUAAAGGGAAGAGUUUAUAUACUGGAAAUUUAUAAUAUAUCUGCACCAUCAAAUCUUGGAUAUACAUUAGUUAUUUCAUGGUCAGGUAAAAAGGAAAGUGGAUCAUUUACAUUAAGAUAUAGAACAGAAGAAAUUAGAAAUCAAUGGGAAAAUUGUUUAAGAACUUUAAAGGCUAAUGAAAUGAAUAGUCAUAUUCAUAAAAAAUUAAGAGAUUCUCAAGCUUCUAAUGAUUCUACUAUAUAUGAUUAUACUGCUGCAUAUGCUCAAAGUAAUGGAUCACCUCCAAAUGUUCAUGAUUCUCAAUCUUCAAGAUCUUCAAAUGGAUCUACUCGUCAUCAUUCAUCAUCAUCUACAUUCAGUAUGAUGAGAAGUGCACGAGCUAGAUCAGGAGGAUUUGAAUCAUCUCGAUUAUCUGGUGGACAACUUGGUAGUCAAACUACUAAUACUCCAAUAACUGCUGCAGUUGAAGGAGGAUUUACUGGUAAUGAAAUUCUUGUUAAAGUUAUAUAUAAUUCUAAAGAAAUUCCUGAUGCUAUAAUUGUUUCAUCAAAUAUUCAAUUUACUGAAUUAUAUCUGAAAAUAUCUAGUAAAGUUGCUAGUAGUCAAUUAGUUUCUGAUGAUAUUUUAGUUAAUAAGUUGAAGUAUAAGGAUGAAGACGGAGAUUUUGUAGUUAUGGAUUCCAAUGAUGAUUGGAUAUUGGCAGUUGAUAUGGUUAAUGAGUUUAUGAUUGAUAGUGAUGAUAAAAGAGAGUUGACUAUUUGGGUGUCCUAG
Messenger RNA from Scheffersomyces amazonensis, 2409 nucleotides. RefSeq names its product Rho family guanine nucleotide exchange factor (gene CDC24). Gene Ontology annotation, molecular function: guanyl-nucleotide exchange factor activity; protein binding. Gene Ontology annotation, cellular component: mating projection tip; division septum; nucleus. NCBI's taxonomy places the organism in Eukaryota, Fungi, Ascomycota, Pichiomycetes, Serinales, Debaryomycetaceae. The transcript has a single exon. Gene Ontology annotation, biological process: establishment of cell polarity; septin ring organization. The record is from RefSeq and is a predicted model, not a curated record. Bases 1 to 2409 code for a protein of 802 amino acids.